Messenger RNA from Sorghum bicolor (sorghum), 2217 nucleotides. Its product is annotated as probable pectate lyase 4. Gene Ontology annotation, molecular function: pectate lyase activity. The transcript is spliced from 4 exons. The record is from RefSeq and is a predicted model, not a curated record. Bases 140 to 1246 code for a protein of 368 amino acids. NCBI's taxonomy places the organism in Eukaryota, Viridiplantae, Streptophyta, Magnoliopsida, Poales, Poaceae.
GACUUUUCUUCCGUGUCGGCGGAUCUGGCCGCGUAGAGAAGCGCCGCUGGGAGGAGGAGGGGACAGGGGAGGCGGCGUGCCGGCGUCCCGAGUCCCGACCGCCGCCGGCAGCAGCUUGCGGCGGCGUACCGCGUGUUCCAUGGGUUCACGAGUUUCGGGGCCCCACCACAUGGAUCCUCCUCCUCCGCCGCCGCCGCCGCCGCAGCAGCAGCACCCUCCUCAUCCUCAGGGUGAGCGUCACGGCGGCGGAGAGACGAUGCCGUACCAGGACGCGGACCAUAGGCUCCGCGCGCUGGCCGGGCGCGCGGAGGGCUUCGGCCGCCACGCCAUCGGCGGCCUCCACGGAUCCAUCUACCGCGUCACGUCGCUCCAAGACGACGGGUGCGGGAGCCUGAGGGAGGCGUGCCGCGGGGAGGAGCCGCGGUGGAUCGUCUUCGAGGUGUCCGGCACCAUCCACCUCCGCACCUACCUCCGUGUCUCCUCGUACAAGACCAUCGACGGCCGCGGGCAGCGCGUGGUGCUCGCCGGCAAGGGGCUCCAGCUCAAGUCCUGCCACCACGUCAUCGUCUGCAACCUGGUGUUCGAAGGAGGACGCGGCCACGACGUCGACGGCAUCCAGAUCAAGCCCGACUCCACCAACAUCUGGAUCGACCGCUGCACCCUCGCCGACUACGACGACGGCCUCAUCGACAUCACGCGGCAGAGCACCGACAUCACGGUCUCAAGAUGCCACUUCAUGCGGCACGACAAGACGAUGCUGAUCGGCGCCGACCCGACGCACGUCGGCGACCGCUGCAUCAGGGUGACCAUCCACCACUGUUUCUUCGACGGCACGCGGCAGAGGCACCCCCGCCUCCGUUUCGGCAAGGUGCACCUCUACAACAACUACACGCGGAGCUGGGGCAUCUACGCGGUCUGCGCAGGCGUCGAGGCCCAGAUCGUGUCGCAGUGCAACAUCUACGAGGCGGGUGGAGGGCCUCCGAAGAAGACGACUGUGUUCAAGUACAUGCCGGAGAAGGCCGGCGACCGAGAGGAUGUGGUGGCGGGGUUGGUCAGCUCGGAAGGGGACGCCUUCCUCAACGGCGCGCUGCCCUGCCUGAUCGGUGGCCCUGGACCUGUCUUCAGGCCAGAGGAUUACUACCAGCAGUGGACUAUGGAGCCAGCGUCGCCGGCGCUCAAGGACAUAAUACAGCUCUGUGCAGGAUGGCAGCCGGUGCCCAGGCCCUCUGACGAUUUGUCAUUCUGAUAUGCCUCACCAUCUUGUUGCUGCGCAGGGAUCCGCCCGAUCCCUGACAGUUCCAUGUCAGGAGCGUCAUGGUUGACCCGACGUUCCGCGGGACGCCGUGUUCUGAAGCUGUUGGCGAUGAGAGUGGCUCCCAGCAUGACCGACCAUAUCCACCACCAUGGCCAGAGGUAUGCGGAUCUAGAGUGUUGGAGUUGUUGCCGAUAUGAGGCUGAACACAAUUACCGCUAUCCAAGCUCCUGAGAGUGCAGAAAGGGUCACCAGAAACUUGAUUUGGUGCCAGGCCGAAGGUGGUGGCUGCAUAGUCCUCGAAGAUCUGGCUAGCAUCGGUAGGAACCAGAGCUGUCGGGCGAAGAAGGCUUCUCGCAUGGGUCCCCAGAGCCGAUGCCAAAGGAUCCCCGAGACUGUUGCCGUCAGAGCGGCAAAACAGAUCCGGGGUAGCCUCUCGACUAUGUCCCUCUCGUUGCCUUGAACUGCCAACUGGAUGAACCCGCUGAGCACUUGUCAGUGGUGGACAUGGUGGUGGACAUGGCAUACCUCUCUGGCCAUGGUGGUGGACAUGGUCAUGCUGGGAGCCACUCUCAUCGCCAACAGCUUCAGAACACAGUGUCCCGCGGGACGUCGGGUCAACCAUGACGCUCCUGACAUGGAACUGUCAGGGAUCGGGCGGAUCCCUGCGCAGUUCUAAAAUGACACACCUCGCCCACCUCCUCUCAUCCACCAGAACACAGUCCCUGCUCUAGGCCACUCUGGUGGCCUUUGGCUCAUCUGGAAGCAGGAUGUUCUAAUCACCGUAGUUGAUCACUCCGACCACUAUAUUUUCACUUUGUGUAAUAAUAAGCUAGAUAACCAGAACUUUGGGCUUGUUUGUAUCUAUGAUGAUCCCUAUCAUCGUCUACUAGAUAAUAUUUGGAUGCAUGUCUACUCUUUUGUUCAAAACAAUCCGAACUUACCUAUAUUUUGUAUGGGAGAUA